GCAGAGGCGGAGUUUUUAAGGAGGGUCAAAGUUUUAUCCAAACAAAUGCAGACUGUCAUCUGAAGACUAUCAACAUCUGUAACUUUUUAAAGACUUUCACUUGGAACCUGGGGGGUAAAUCAACCAACCGAACAUCCGGCGGAAAGAGCUGUUAGGAGGCGAUUGACCAUGGUCCGUUUUUUGAGAUUUUUCACGGUGGUGGGCGACGACCACCAAGCUGCCUCGAGAUGGCACGAGGAAGACCUACACAAAGUCAGCGAAGACUUGGAGGCUGCAAAACCACCGGCCACACAGCUGACGUUCAGAGACGGUCUGAAAAAUCUCUUCGGCUCAGAGAGAUUUCAGAUAGCUGUUGUGUGCUUGGUGAUCAUGGAUGCCUUAUUUGUGCUGUGCGAGCUGCUCUUAGACCUGUCUAUAAUCGAAGUGGACGAGCACCACAUCGCUCCACAGGUGUUUCACUACCUCAGCUUGGCGCUGCUCACCUUCUUCAUGGUGGAGCUGGCCUUUAAGCUAUACGCGUUUCGGCUCGAGUUUUUCCAUCACAAGUUUGAAGUGUUUGAUGCGAUCGUCGUGAUCGUGUCCUUCAUCCUGGAUAUCGUGUACAUCUCGAAAGAAAACGCCUUUGAUGGCAUGGGCCUGCUCAUCCUGCUCAGGCUGUGGAGAGUGGCCAGGAUCAUUAAUGGUAUUCUGUUGUCAGUGAAGAGUCAAGCUAAUCACAGAGUGCAAAAGCUGAAAGAGGAAAAUGAUCGUCUCCACCAACAAAUCGGCGAGCUGAAAGAGCAUAAAACUGCAAUGGAGCAAGAGGUCAGCAAGCUGAGAGCAGUCUUAGCAAAGCACUCCAUCCAGUACUGAGGACCGUAACUCACUGUUACCAGCUGUACAAAAUACUCAUUAUAAAUGAGAGCCAAUUAAGGGAAAAUAUACUAAACUAACAAUCUAUAGGUCAGAGUUCUACGUUCGUAUUUAACGCCAGCGCUACAAGCCAGAAUCAAAGAGUUCAAAAUUUAAGCUAUACCAAUAAUAACAAGGCCAUGAAGGAGUGUUCAGAGUAGGAAUGUGCUGAUAAUUAAUCAUUAAUAUUAUAACUGUUGCUCAAGGUUUCGCAAUAACAUUGCAAAAUUACAGACUUAACUAAAAACCUGUCAGUCGGAAUUUCUGAUGUCUGACUAGGAAAAAUUCCAAGAACUCGGAAAGCCAGGACAGUCUCCUCAAUCCCAAGUUCAGCAUGUGACCUCAAAUCAACAAGUCCGCUCACAGCAUCCCUAUUAAACGAAGUAGCCCCUUGAGUCAUACUGUAUAUACUAGUAUUUGCUUUAGUGUGUUAAAUCUAUAACAUUGACUGUUCAGUUCACUGUGUACAGUUGAGGAGGGAAAUAUACGUCAGUCAUCACAGUUAGCUGGCUGGAUUUUCACUUACAGAAACAUGAAGGUAUCCAUGUUUUUCAGCUCAGUUUCUAGCUCUAACACACAGAGUUUGAAAACGACGUAAUUCUGAGUUCCAACUUCCUACUUCUGAGUCAAGUCGAGCGCAGAAUCUGUGACUGUUCUGGCCAACAUCCCCCCCCAAUCCCCCAAACCUUCACAGUCAGUCGUAUCCAGUGAACAGAUUCAUGGGAUGGUCUUCUCAAUGGACUUUCCUUCUAAUUUGUCCACGAUAUUGACUAUUAGAAGACAGCUGUACUAUGUAUUCUGACUUUAUUACAGGAAUCAUGAGUACAAAAUCAUGCCUAUCUAUGCAGCCUUCUCCCAGAUGUCACAUGGGUAGUCCUGAUGAUAUUUGAAGCGAGUCAUGAAUAUCACAUUAUGUCAGAACAUGUAACAUUGAGGAUAUUUAAAAAGGGAAUCAACAUAAAGUUUAUAAUAUAUUUCUCAGAAUUAAAUUGUUAAGCCUGUGUUUAGCCUGCUGCAUGAUACUUUACCUAAUAUUUUGUAAAUGAAUCAAGUAUUUUUUAUUUUUAUUUUAAUUGAAAACAGUAUGCAUACAGAAUAAACUAUUACAAAAUGUGAA
This is a messenger RNA of Ictalurus furcatus (blue catfish), 2008 nucleotides long. It is a transcript of the gene hvcn1, whose product is annotated as hydrogen voltage-gated channel 1. The record is from RefSeq and is a predicted model, not a curated record. Bases 169 to 852 code for a protein of 227 amino acids. Gene Ontology annotation, biological process: proton transmembrane transport. Gene Ontology annotation, molecular function: voltage-gated proton channel activity. The transcript is spliced from 6 exons. Lineage: Eukaryota; Metazoa; Chordata; Actinopteri; Siluriformes; Ictaluridae. Gene Ontology annotation, cellular component: plasma membrane.